This is a messenger RNA of Eruca vesicaria subsp. sativa (arugula), 363 nucleotides long. Lineage: Eukaryota; Viridiplantae; Streptophyta; Magnoliopsida; Brassicales; Brassicaceae. The record is from the annotation of a GenBank genome assembly.
GCUGAGGGUAUCUUCAAUUUUCUCGUCGAGAAAUAUGACUCCGAGCUUAAGAGGGCGUACGCUGAAUCGAGCAAGGCUUACGAGAAGGCUAAGGCUGGGAAGAAGCGAGCGAUGAGGGAUGAGGAUUUCUCAAGCAGGCUCGGGUCUAUGAAAGCCGCAGCAGAAAAAAUCAAGGAGGAGAAGGCUGCUCUGCUGUUGGACAAGGCGCGGCUUGAGAGUGAGAAGCUUGAACUUUCAGAAGCUCAUGCUACGGAGGCCGCUCGUCUAAGAGAAUCCAGGAAUUUCGAGCGAAGCCUUUGGUAUCCGGAAGUGUCUGGAACUGCUGAAAAAGAGAGGGGACCUCAUCCCGCAAGAGAGGAUUGA